Saccostrea cuccullata (small rock oyster) is the source of this 801-nucleotide messenger RNA. Its product is annotated as short-chain collagen C4-like. NCBI's taxonomy places the organism in Eukaryota, Metazoa, Mollusca, Bivalvia, Ostreida, Ostreidae. The transcript is spliced from 3 exons. The record is from RefSeq and is a predicted model, not a curated record. The coding region runs from base 4 to 801 and encodes 265 amino acids.
AGAAUGAAGUUCACUAUUUUUACCUUCACAUUAUUUUUAUUUCAUAUUUCUUUUGAAGAGGAAUUGAAUGAAGAGAAGCGCCUUCUUCUUAGUGAUCCACAACAGAUUCAGUCCGAAAUCCACGCCUUGCAACAAGAAGUGGAACAUUUCAGAGUCUUGGCAGCAGAGUUCCAGGCCCAAAAACAAGAAAACCAAGCCCUCAAAGCAGAAGUGGCGGAUCUUAAACAAAGAUUUAAACUGCUGGAAUCCAGUUCUAAGAAGACUGGCUCCCUAUAUACCAGAUGGGGGAAACACAGUUGUCCAAAAUUGAAUGGAACAGAACUGGUAUAUGAAGGAACAGCAGGGGGCAGUUACUUUACAGAAAAGGGCAAUGGUGCAAAUACCCUGUGUCUCCCACAUGAUCCCGAAUUGGUACCAGAUCAUAUCGCACUUACUCCGAUUGGAUUCAGUCAUAUUUACGGUGGGGAAUAUCAGUUUAGUUUGGGAAAGGUUGUGAUACAGGAUGAUGUACCCUGCUCGGUCUGUCGUGUUAAAAUGGCGACUUCUUCGAUGAUGAUUCCCGCCAAGCGAUCUUGUCCGACUGGGUGGACCAAGCAGUAUUCUGGUAUACUGACAGCCGAUGCUUAUUAUCAUGAAAUAACCGAAUAUCUAUGUGUUGACGAAGAUCCUGACUUUAUUGAGAGAUCUCGAGGAAAUGAUGAAGGGAGACUCUUUUACACUGUGAAAACUGUUUGCGGCUCUCUACCGUGUCCACCGUAUCAGAAUGCAACAGUGGUGUCAUGCGUUGUAUGUACAAUGUAA